Paraglomus occultum is the source of this 376-nucleotide messenger RNA. NCBI's taxonomy places the organism in Eukaryota, Fungi, Glomeromycota, Glomeromycetes, Paraglomerales, Paraglomeraceae. The record is from the annotation of a GenBank genome assembly.
AUGGAGACAGCAAGUGCGAAAACCUCCCGCAAACGACGAACCAAGAAAAAACUAAAAGAAGGUAUUAGUCAUAACGUCUGUCAGUCUGCACAAGAAAAUUUUUCAAACGUUUUCCGCUCACACGCUGCAUUAGUACCAUUUCUCAUGUGGAUUCUGCAAGAGAAAGGCAAUCAACUCGUUGUUGUAGAAGAUUUAAGUCCUACCUUAUAUGUGGGUCAACUCCCUGCAUGUCUCAAGAAGGGAAACUAUUUUCCAAUACCUCAAGGUGUCAUGGAUAGUCAAUGGCAUUUCUUCCAGAAUGGCAAAGAAGUUUUUCGUGGUACCAAAUUGGAAGAAUUGGAAACGUCUCCAGAAAAUCCACUUGUUCUCCGUUUUU